Molecule: messenger RNA, 1140 nt
Organism: Cyphellophora attinorum
Lineage: Eukaryota; Fungi; Ascomycota; Eurotiomycetes; Chaetothyriales; Cyphellophoraceae
Exons: 4
Coding region: 1-1140 (379 amino acids)
Source: RefSeq, a predicted model, not a curated record
AUGGCCGCCUCGUCUCGAUCGCGCCCCAGCGUGCGUCAAAUGGUCCAAGAGAAUGUAGAUGAGUACCACGACUUCCAACGUGCGGUUGAAAACUUCAUCAAGAGUCACGGCGUGAAGGUCCACACCACGGAGGAUUGGGACUUCGCGCCAUUUCAUGUGCUCAACGCUCGUGCUGGCAAGCCAAUACCUACUCAAGUAUUGAGGCUACUGAACUGCGCCAUUCGAGGUCGCCGCGAUGUGGUCGACAGCUUUACCGCGAGGCACGUCGACGGCAAUUUAGAUCAAUCAAAUAUUCUUCAUCGUCGCUUUGUCGAGAAGCUACGAGCAGUCCGGCGCAUUUGGUUCCCUGAAAAUGCCAGAGAUGCUACACCAGAGGCUUCCGAGCUUGGUGUGAAGCCUGUCCCUGCCCUUCCGGUCAUCCCUACUGCUAAAAGGCAGCCGAAAACAGCCUACAUUGCGCCCACUGCUACCGACACCCAUUCCCUCCCUAUCGAUCAGCGUAUCCAGCUCGCGAUAGAUUCGAUGCUACACAGACAAGAUCUAGAUGUCGAGACAGGCGAGCUCGUGAACACACCCAUCCCGAAUGCAGCGGCGCCUUCUACUGCGAAGUCUUCGACAGCUACGACUCGACACCCAGUCUUCGAGCCGCUCAAGAAACGUAGGGAAAAGGAGGCUGCCAAACAGCCUGCUCGCCAACAAGCCGCAGAGUCCGAUCCCGAGUACAUCGUCAUCUCAUCUGACGAGGAAGACGACACUGAUGAUCAGGCUACACGCGGUCGGCCGGAACUUGCUCUUGACCAGGAUCAGAUCAUCCCAUCGAUCGAGACUGGCCCCAAUCUUGCAGGCACGCCAACGGUCCGCCGUUCGACUCGCCUGAACGGUCAGGAGCGUAUGCACUACGAGCCCAACGGCCAGUGGCGCGUGCAUUUCAGAGAGCGAGGACACGAGCUUGAGGUUUGGACUAAAAUGGGAGAACCGUUCUUGACACUAAAGUCCAAGAUUGAAGCUCAGCGGUUUCCACAGCGUCUGCUCAUGGCUGGGGAGACGGUUGAUGCGUGGACUCGCGAAUUCGGCAGUAAUAAGAAACUGUCAAACGUGGCGGUUCGUACUUUCGCCGACAUGGGAACGCUCAUGGUGUAG